Messenger RNA from Drosophila takahashii, 777 nucleotides. RefSeq lists its product as uncharacterized. NCBI's taxonomy places the organism in Eukaryota, Metazoa, Arthropoda, Insecta, Diptera, Drosophilidae. The record is from RefSeq and is a predicted model, not a curated record.
AACGUUUUUUAAUUCUGUCGAGAGCUGUGAAAAAUUCUGCAGUUUGGAUGUUCUUGUUGGCAUUUUUUAAGGGAAAUUUGUUCUUACCAUCAAUGAGUCACCCCUUUGGACCUAAUGGACCCUACUUCUGGCGACCCUGUCAGCGGGAUCGUUUUCCCAGUCUGAUCGAUGCUAUGGGCGUCACGGGGGAUGGUCUGGUGUCCAGCCUGGGAAGCUCGGAAAUCGCAGAUAUGGGCUCUCGCAUGAAAAGGGGUCGCUUGAGUACUUGCGAAGCCGAAAAGCGAGCGACCCAAGCGGCAUUGAAAGCGAACCUACCACCGCCAAGACUAUAUUUACGCUCCACAUCACGGGGAUGGCGUCGGGCCAUCGAUAUUUUCAUGCCACGAUUUCAACCAGACGAGAACAUGGUCUCCUCAGAGGGGGAUCAGUGGUCAGAGGACCAAGCGAAGUCCUCAUUCAAGGAGCGAUUGAUAUCAGUGGCAAAUAAUCUGCAGCUUCCGGCUGCCCCUCGGCAAGUGGACGAACUACCCUACACAGGCACCUGCCCACACUGCCAGCAACUAGGCAGUGAUGACGUAAAGAACGACGACCGCGGUCGCUUCAUGGCACGCCGCAUCUUCCAAAACAUUGAUCUAUUGUAAGUAGUUCCUCUGCAGUCUGGCGCGUUCAAGGUCAGACUUUUCGGGCACUUAUUCUGAUAGUAACGAAAACUUGCUGCGGCACUUGUGCAGCUGGGAAUACAUGAAUUGAAUAAAAAAGAAAAACCAAUGCUUUCAA